Molecule: messenger RNA, 978 nt
Organism: Diaporthe amygdali
Lineage: Eukaryota; Fungi; Ascomycota; Sordariomycetes; Diaporthales; Diaporthaceae
Exons: 1
Coding region: 1-978 (325 amino acids)
Source: RefSeq, a predicted model, not a curated record
AUGUUUUCAAACAAUCCCGGUUCAAUGCCGUUUCCCCGACGUGAUGUGGGCGGAUCUGCGGGAUUGACCCGACAGCGACUACCGGCUCUGUUCGGUAGAGCCACUUGCUUGACUCCGUUGGCCCUCAGUACUAUUCGCUACAUAGGUGAGGCCGCGACUGAUAUCAAAUCGAAGGUUUCAGACACAAGCAUGUCCAUCCUCUUCAGAACGGUGCCCCUACGUCUGAACAACAAUCUGAAGCCAGCACUGCCGUCACGCCUCCGCACUGCUACUCUCGUUCCAGCCCGCGCCUUCUCCUGCACGGGCAAGAUGGCCUCAGACCCCAUCGCCGAGCAGCUCAAACAGUUCCCGACCUGCGAUAUCUCAGGCGCCUUGGUGAAGCUUAAGUACCGCAACGGAGGCUUCCUAUCAGGCCUCACACUCUGGUCGCCAGAACGCCAGGCCGGCGACACGCGGAUCGUCGGCCCGGCGUACACCGUCAAGUACGCGCCGCUAUCAGACCCAGCGCCGAAGCACCCGACCCACUACAUCGACUCGGUUCCGGCGGGCGCGGUAUUGUUUGUCUCGGCGCCGCCCAAGACGCCCAACGCCGUCUACGGCGGGCUCAUGACCGCACGGGCCAAAGCGCUCGGGGCCGUCGGCAGCGUGAUAGACGGGCGGUUCCGCGACCUGCACGAGCAGCGGGAGCAGGGCUUCCCCAUCUUUGGUCGUGAUGUGGGCACUGCGCCGCCACAGGAGCUGCUCAAGGUGGUCGGUGUGGAUGUGCCGGUGAAGUUGGCCACGGACGAGCAGGAUAUGGAGAUCAGGCCUGGGGACUACAUCAUUGGAGACCUGAAUGGAGUGGUGGUGUGCCCGAAGGAGCUGGCCGAGCAGGUCAUUCCGAUAGUACAGAAGAUGGUUGAGGCGGAUGAUAAGGUGAUGGCAGAGCUGCAAAAGGGGAUGGGCUUUGAGGAAGUUAGCAAGAAGUUCAGGGGCUGA